This is a messenger RNA of Aplysia californica (California sea hare), 1822 nucleotides long. RefSeq names its product NF-kappa-B inhibitor-interacting Ras-like protein 1. Gene Ontology annotation, molecular function: GTP binding; GTPase activity. Bases 175 to 762 code for a protein of 195 amino acids. NCBI's taxonomy places the organism in Eukaryota, Metazoa, Mollusca, Gastropoda, Aplysiida, Aplysiidae. The record is from RefSeq and is a predicted model, not a curated record. Gene Ontology annotation, biological process: canonical NF-kappaB signal transduction. The transcript has 8 exons.
CGGCACCACACACCAUACCUCGAUAAUAAAUAACAACAAACGAAAGGAAAGUUGUCUACGCCUCCACCGUUCACGACUGUGUCCUCUGUUCAGGGAAAUAACGAGAGCCAACUCUGGUAGGUUACUUCUGUGCUGAGUGAAAGCUGUGCGUCUUGACCUUGACCUCUGCCACUGAUGGGGAAGACGAGCAAGAUCCUCCUGUGUGGGCGGUCUGGGGUGGGCAAGACAGCCGUCCUGGAGCAACUCCUCUAUGGCAACCACAUCGUGGAGGCGCCCACUCAUUCCACAUUGGAAGACAUCUACACCGCAGUGAUUGAGACAGACCGGGGGGUCAAAGAAAAGGUUCGAAUAUUUGAUGUUGGAAUGCCGGAAGGAAAGGACACAGAGUUGCCUCGCCACUACCUCAACUUCCCAGACGGUUUCAUUCUAGUGUAUGACGUCACAAGCUUUGAGUCGUUCAAACUUCUGGACCGACUGAAGAAAGACAUGGACAAACACAAGGACAAAAGAGAGGGUCAUAUCGUUGUCAUUGGCAACAAGAGUGAGCUGACGGAGAGAAGAGAGGUCCAGUUUCAGACGGCCAUGGCCUGGGCCUCCAAGGAAAAAGUUCGUCUUUGGGAAGUGUCGGUGCCCAACAGGAAGUCCCUUGUAGAACCGUUUGUGUGGCUCACCUCCAAGAUCACCCAGCCCACAGGUAAAAGCAACUUCCUCCCCGGUCGUAAGACGAAGUCGUCUGCCAGUGGGAACCUGGACACCAGCUGAUGGGGGAAUGUUGUUCCGGAGCUUGUGUCUCGUCUGAGGUCACGUGAUACAACAGUGGGAGUGUCUGGUCUGACGUCACGUGAUACAACAAUGGGAGUGUCUGGUCUGACGUCACGUGAUACAACAGUGGGAGUGUCUGGUCUGACGUCACGUGAUACAACAGUGGGAGUGUCUGGUCUGACGUCACGUGAUACAACAGUGGGAGUGUCUGGUCUGACGUCACGUGAUACAACAGUGGGAGUGUCUGGUCUGAGGUCACGUGAUACAACAGUGGGAGUGUCUGGUCUGACGUCACGUGAUACAACAGUGGGAGUGUCUGGUCUGACGUCACGUGAUACAACAGUGGGAACCUGGACACCAGCUGAUGGGAGAAUGAUGUCGUUGAUGGGUCUGGUCGUGUGCACGCUUGUGUCUCGUCUGGAUUUUUGGAACUAUGUGGCUCACCUAACUUGUUGGAUUUUGUAUUUUAUCAGUUUUAGGGCUAAUCUAUGAAUGUGAUGCUGUGGGGGUUUUGUUGAUAAAAGGGCUUUGUUAUUACCACAUCAUAAGACUGUCUUGUCUCGGGUCUUGUACACAGAACCAAACGUAAAUCCUAACUCUGAACGUUGUUUUGUCUGUGGCAGGCUAUAUCGGAAAUGUCAUUGUCAAUGUCUCUGUGGGUUUUAUUGGGACUCCAGUAGCUGCAGUGUCACCUGAAAACUUAGAAGAGCAGAAUGUUCAAGGUUUAUUUGGAUUCUAUGGUGGUGCUCCAGAAAUAUAAAACAUUUGUAAUCUGUUUGCAGAAGAAAGAAAGAAGGUUUAGGUGGCUACACUAGACUUUUUUCCCUUCAGCAUUUACAACGAUUAAGUUUGCCUCCUGUCUUUUACAGUUUGCUCAUGUUCUUAGUCCAAUUUUAUAUCUUACAUUCAGUGUGUGCUAUUAAUACAGAUUUUUUACUAGGAUCCAAUCAUAUUGUAAACUCUACUAGACACCGUCGUGGGUUCUUUGUUUUCUCAUUGGUCGAGCCACAAGAUUGGAGAUCUCUCGCCCAGGAUGUUCUUGACUGUCUCUCACUUAGAA